Zootermopsis nevadensis is the source of this 925-nucleotide messenger RNA. It is a transcript of the gene Ubc7, whose product is annotated as ubiquitin conjugating enzyme 7. The record is from RefSeq and is a predicted model, not a curated record. Lineage: Eukaryota; Metazoa; Arthropoda; Insecta; Blattodea; Termopsidae.
CGCAACCUGACAAUGCUAUAAUGAUAGUAUUUGGAACCAAUAUAGGCACAAACGCGCUUCGUAUUUCAUAGUUUAAUGCAGUACCCUGAUUUAAACAACCCUGAUAUAAACAAUACAGAAUCGAAAUGCAAUACUAAAACCAGUUGUUGCCAAAAUGGCAGGCUCGGCUUUGAGAAGGUUAAUGGCAGAGUAUAAGCAACUAACUCUUAAUCCACCAGAAGGUAUAAUUGCUGGCCCUGUUAAUGAAGAAAAUUUUUUUGAGUGGGAAGCACUAAUAACUGGACCAGAAGGAACAUGCUUUGAGGGAGGAGUAUUCCCAGCAAAACUGAUUUUCCCACCAGAUUAUCCACUGAGUCCACCAAAGAUGCAGUUUACUUGUGAAAUGUUCCAUCCAAAUAUUUAUGCUGAUGGACAAGUCUGCAUAUCCAUACUCCAUGCUCCUGGUGAUGACCCCAUGGGCUAUGAAUCGAGUGCAGAGCGGUGGAGCCCAGUUCAGAGUGUUGAGAAAAUACUACUAUCAGUUGUCAGCAUGUUGGCAGAACCCAAUGAUGAAAGCGGUGCCAAUGUUGAUGCAGCGAAAAUGUGGCGGGAAGACCGUGAAGAGUUCAACAGGAUAGCAGACAGAAUAGUCAGGAAAACUCUUGGGCUCCCUCUGCCCUAAACAUUCCAAACACAUCUCAUGGAAGCAACAAUUCUGUGUACAAACACUCAGUUAAAAGUACACAGUAUUAAAUUUCUACCCAGAAUUAAGAUUUGUAUAUGUGCAAUGUACAGCUGUUUCCUUAAAUCUUUAAAAUUAAUAUAAUGAACUCUGAAUUUGUUCAUUGCCCAUGUAUAAAUCACACACACACUACUUAUGAAUUAAAAUGUAUUACAAAGGAUAGAAUGUAAAUAUUCUUAAUAAAUAAAUUUAAAUUAUGAUUUA